AUGACUGGCUCAUCCGUCGGGUCAACCAAUCAAAUAUCGCCGGACCUUACCCAUCAUUUGGCCUAUGAGACUGUUGACACUUGCAACAGACUGAGUCUGCCACAAGGCCGCAAUCAGAAGCAGGAAAAACUGCAAGCUAUAUUGGACUUGUCUAGUGCGCGGCCGUUUGGCACUUGCUUCUACCUCAACACUCUGCCCCAUGGACUCGCUUGA
This is a messenger RNA of Protopolystoma xenopodis, 213 nucleotides long. The record is from the annotation of a GenBank genome assembly. Lineage: Eukaryota; Metazoa; Platyhelminthes; Monogenea; Polystomatidea; Polystomatidae.